Falco peregrinus (peregrine falcon) is the source of this 2836-nucleotide messenger RNA. RefSeq names its product collagen alpha-1(III) chain-like. NCBI's taxonomy places the organism in Eukaryota, Metazoa, Chordata, Aves, Falconiformes, Falconidae. The record is from RefSeq and is a predicted model, not a curated record. The transcript is spliced from 23 exons. The coding region runs from base 45 to 2549 and encodes 834 amino acids.
GCCAAGCAUCUGCAUCCCGGGCAGCCUGGCCCCGAGGCAGCGGCAUGGGGUCCGGUAGCCCCCAGCACCUCCUCCGCACGCUCUGCAUCCUCUCCGUGCUGGCCGGGCACCUGGCCCCUGCCACAGCCCAGUGGUUUUACCCCCUGGGCUCGGAGAACAGCAGCCCGGAUCCGGACACCAGCCCCACGGCCCCCACGGCCCCCACCCUGGGUGGGGAGGAAGAUGGAGAUGCCGGUGGCAUGGAGGCCACGCAGAAGAUGCUGCUGAGCAAACCCCCACUGGCGACGGCCCCCAGACGCCGGGAGCCCCUCACCAAGGGGGUAGCGAAGGGUCCGGGCCAUGCCCCAGCACGCAGGCGAGGCCAGCACCGACCAACAGUCACCCCGGAGAUCUUCGAGGGGAGCGCGGAGGAAGAGGAGUUCCUGCAGAUCAAGACCACAGCAAAGGGGCUGCCCCGGCAGGUGCCCCCAGCCCCAGAGACGGACCUUGCCCUCCAGAUGCACAACGGCUCCGGCUGCGUCUGCCCCGUGUGCCCCGGCCCUCCUGGCCCUCCUGGCCCAAAGGGAGGGAAAGGAGACCGAGGGUCCCCAGGAGAGAGAGGCCAGCCGGGAUUCUCCGGGGAGAGAGGGAAGUCCGGCAGCCCAGGACAGCCAGGUCACCAGGGUCCCCGGGGCCCCCCGGGUCCUCCAGGACCACCGGGGCCCCCAGGACCACCAGGCACCUGGAAAGCCAGGAGCCCACCUGCGCCUGCUGCUCUCCCCGAGGGAUCGGAGAAUAAUGAGCUGGGAGCAUCCAGCCCUGCGGGAAACCCAGGACCCCCAGGACCCCCUGGGCUGCCUGGGCUGCCCGGACCCCCAGGCUACCCGGGCCAUGAAGGCCCCCCAGGGGCCCCUGGGCGGGAAGGGCAGCCGGGACCCCCCGGCCCACCGGGGGCUGUGGGACCACCCGGUUUCCCUGGGGCUGAAGGACCUCCAGGGUCUCCAGGCUUGGCUGGGCCAGAUGGACCCCCAGGGGCACCAGGGCUCCCAGGCCCUCAAGGUGCCCCCGGGGUGCCUGGGCACGAAGGACCCCCCGGUCCCACAGGACCUGCAUCGCUCCCUGGCAAACCAGGGCUCCGAGGGGAGCCAGGAUUCCCCGGACUAAAGGGUGAGAAGGGUGAGCGUGGGCUGCCGGGCAUGCCGGGGAGCCCUGGCCGGACUGGAGAGACGGGCUCCCCUGGCAUGCCUGGUCCCAUGGGGCCGCCAGGGCCACCAGGGGACUACAGGUGCGACUCACGCCACACUGGGCACCGCGGACCGACCGGGCUGCCGGGCCCCAAGGGAGAAAAGGGGGACCCUGGAGAGCGGGGGUGCUGCUACGGGGAACAUGGGUGCAAACCAGGCCACCCCCACUUCCCCAGCACCGACAGCCGGUCCGGCUCCUGGGUGCCCAUCAGCGGGUACCAAACGGGCAGCAAAGAGGAGCCAGAGAUUUACGGAGCGAUCAUCCCCCAUGGUCUUCGAGGGCCACCUGGGCCACCCGGCCCCCCCGGGCCCCCUGGCCCCCCCGGAGCACCAGGUCUCCUCUACCUCAACAGGGUUUACCCGGUCCGUGCCCAGCCACCCUGCAAGCAGCCGGCAGCCACCGACGCAGACUGGGCAGCAGAUGCUGACAUCCCCCAGACGGAGCGACUGGACUCCCGUGCUGAUCUCCGGCGCCAGACGUGGGUCUUCAAGUCCAAGGAGCUGAUGCUGAAGUCGGGCAGCAGCGUGCCCGAGGGGAGCCUGGUCUACGUGCGGGAAGGGAGCAGUGCCUUCCUCCGGACCCCCACUGGCUGGAGCCGCCUCCUGCUGGAAGAUUCGCAGUCGCUCUUUGCCAGUGACGACCCCUCCGCAUCCACCCCACAGUACCAGGAGGUGAAGCAGGUACAGACAAGAGGUCCUGACACAGGGCCACCCGCGCUGGCCCCAACCGACUCGCUGGUUCAGAAGGAGGAGGCACAAGGGCUGUCCCAGAUCCUGCCAACCACCGUUGCCCCACGGAUUCCAUCACUCCGCCUGGCCGCCCUGAACGUGCCCCUCACUGGUGACAUGAGUGGGAUCCGGGGUGCCGACCUGCAGUGCUACCGGCAGUCCCAGGAGGCUCAGCUUUACGGCACUUUCCGGGCAUUCCUGUCGGCCCCCACCCAGGACCUGAUCUCCAUCGUCAAAAGGACGGACAGGACCCUCCCCAUCGUCAACCUGAAGGGCCAGCUGCUGGCCAAAUCCUGGAGCUCCCUCUUCGAGGGCCAGACUGGUGCCGCCCUGCGGGGCCCCGUCUACUCCUUCAGUGGGCACAAUGUCCUGAUAGAUCCCCUCUGGCCUCAACGGCUGGCCUGGCACGGAUCCACGCCACGUGGUGGCCAAGCCCGCAGGCGGGAUUGCCAGGGCUGGCGCAGCUCUGGCCCUGGGGAGGGCCUGGCCACCCCCUUGGGCGAGGGCAGGCUGCUGGCCGGGCAGCGGCACAACUGUUCUGAGGAGCUGGUGGUGCUCUGCGUGGAAGUGGCCUUUCCCUACCGGCACAUGUGGUGACCCCAGCACUGUGGCACUGGUGACCCACCAGCCACAUGCCCCAUGCAGCCCCCCUGUAUCCUGUGGGGCUGGGGAAACAGCUCUGGGAGCUCUGUGGGCAGCACUGGGGGGUGAACUGCAGCGUCAGGGCUGUGGGAGAGCACCGAGAGGGUGCCAACCCUGCGGCCAGGCUGUGCCAUGCUCGCCCCAGGCUGUGCCAUCCCCACAGAUCCCACCGGGUGAUGCCAGGCCAUGCCCAGCUGCUUCCCUGCACCUCCAGUGAAGCAGAUGCUGUCACAGAAAUAAAG